This is a messenger RNA of Thermothelomyces thermophilus ATCC 42464, 808 nucleotides long. Its product is annotated as pectin lyase-like protein. The coding region runs from base 78 to 623 and encodes 181 amino acids. The transcript has a single exon. The record is from RefSeq and is a predicted model, not a curated record. NCBI's taxonomy places the organism in Eukaryota, Fungi, Ascomycota, Sordariomycetes, Sordariales, Chaetomiaceae.
GCCGUCAUCGGCACCACCCACUGAACACCAACAACAACACCAAUUAAUUAAUUACUUCUAAUACCACCACCGCCAACAUGCACCCGCUCGCAACCCUGCUCUGGGCGCUCGUGUCCUCGCUGUCGGCAGCGACCAUCACGUUCCAGGUGCAGCGGUCGAGCAACCCGACGGCGGACGAGCAGGACGCGUACGCGCGGAUCGAGGCGGCCAUGAGCGCGGCGGCGGCGCGGUACAACCGGCUGGCGCCGCGGGCGAACAAGGCCAUCACGGUGCAGUACGUGCCGUCGGUGCCGACGGCGGACGGCAACUUCAACGGAAACAUCCGGUUCGGCUCCAACCGGGCCUACAUGACGGAGCGCACCGCCCUGCACGAGACCGCCCACACCCUCGGCGUCGGCCAGACGCGCGCCUUCGACGACCGCUGCGCCGCCGGCAGCGCCGCCGGCUGGCCCUCCGCCACCGCCCUCCUCCGCUCCUGGGACGGUCCGGACGCCGUCAUCAACUGCGGCGGCGGCCACUUCUGGCCCUACGGCCUCAACUACGAGUCCGAGAUGAGCGAGACCAACGCGGACCGCCACUGCCUGCUCGUCAACGCCAUGCUCGCCGACGGGCUCGCCGGUUAAGUUACUCAGGGAGAGAAAAUAGAGAAAACAGAAUAAAAUCUGGGGGGGGAAGGAGGAAAGAGAUAUAAAGAUAAGAGGAUUCUCUUUCCCGUCUGAUUAGUAGCAUUGACGAAACCCAUUACAUCAUGUUUUUAGUUGUUAUAUAUGAUAAAUCUAGGCGCCCGCGCCACCGCUCGACCCAUAUG